CCACGCGGUAAGACCGGUGCCCACACGCAUAAACACGUAUACCUGUAUAAAAGUGUCAUCGUGCCAUUCUCGCAGAUAGUUGGCCGCUGCCCAUCGAGCGAACAUGAUCGAGUUUCUGGUACUGUUUCUUGGCGUUUAUGGGGCAUUGGCGGCUCCUCAUUUGCCCCACGUGAAUCAUGAUCAUCAUCUGGACAAUAAUGCGGAAGUGGUCUAUGGGCAGCUUCCCGGUACUGAGAAUCUAAACGAAAAGGCACUUCCGAUAUCCCGCCUAUUCGCUGCGGGAACAAAUAAUCUGCCGGCAAGAAAUAAUCUGGCAGAGAGAUCUCAAGUACCUCAACGACUUCCCGGGAUAGCGAAUCUGGCGGAAAAGCGAAUUCCUGAUACCGUCCUGAAGAGAUUGUCGCAAGUGCAUGAUGUUAAAUAAAAAAAAAAAGAAGAAAAUUGCAGUUCAAGAUGUAAUAUAAUACUUUUCUUCACGCAAUAACAUUUGAAAUAUAUUUAAUAAAUGUCAUGACCAAUUAAUAUCUGAAUAAUUAAUGCAAAUUACGUGAAACUUUUUAUUAAAUUAAAGAAAAUCAAAGCAUAUUUUCAAUAUUUACAAAUUUUAAUGUGCAAGAAAAUAAAAAUCUUUCUGAAAAUUUAUAUGGAUUACGAUGUGAUUUCGUAACGACGUUAUUAUACCAUUAUAAUAAUAAGGAAGAACAUUUAAAUGAUCUCUAAGGGAAUACAAAUUAUUGAUUUGAAGAGUUAAUGUACUCUAUUAAUUUUAUGAUUUUUAGCAACGCACUGAAAUUAACAUUGGUACAUCAAUCAUUUUAAAAUACAUUAGUUAUAAAUAAAUCAAAAUAAUUUUGUUUCAAUAAUUACAACUUCGUAUUAUACAUAUACCGCAUCAGAAAAUGUAAUAUGCAUAAUCGAUAAAUUAUUACAUUAUAUAUCUACUGCAAAGUAUAUAAGGCCCAGUUACUACGUCAUAACAAUGUAAUUAUGAGAGUGAUAAAACGAUUCGAUGAAACCGCACGAGAAAACGUGCAAUUUA
Molecule: messenger RNA, 1039 nt
Organism: Solenopsis invicta (red fire ant)
Lineage: Eukaryota; Metazoa; Arthropoda; Insecta; Hymenoptera; Formicidae
Exons: 2
Coding region: 104-424 (106 amino acids)
Source: RefSeq, a predicted model, not a curated record